This is a messenger RNA of Epithele typhae, 1266 nucleotides long. RefSeq lists its product as uncharacterized. The coding region runs from base 1 to 1266 and encodes 421 amino acids. NCBI's taxonomy places the organism in Eukaryota, Fungi, Basidiomycota, Agaricomycetes, Polyporales, Epitheliaceae. The record is from RefSeq and is a predicted model, not a curated record. The transcript has 11 exons.
AUGCUCUCAGUCCCUGCCGCGCAGCAACAGUAUGAGCGUUUCCACUCAUUAUUUCACCCGACUGACAUCGUCUCUGCUUUCUCCACUCUGCUGUAUUACGAUUACGCUCUCGUGUUACCCACCGAGAUCAAGUAUCUCUGGAAACGCAAGGAGCUAUUCAAAGUCUCCACACUCGUGUACGCCUUGUGCCGCUACGCGCUGGCCGCGAACGUCAUCUUUCUGCUCAACAUUGCCGGUAAACUCGGAAGCCAGUCAAUCUACUGCGAUACCUGGUACAAGGUCCUCGGAGUCAUCAGCGUUCUCGGGAGAGCGGCGGUUAUCUUCACAUUCUUGAUGCGCACAUACGCCGUUUGGAACCAGAACAAGGUCAUACUCAUAGGCCUUGGCUCCAUCGGCCUUGCAUGCGUCGUACUGGACUGCAUGCACGUUCCCGGCCUGAGAUGCCACGGCUCAUCGAGCAUACAGAUCGUAAACACACUCCUGUCCAUCCUGGUGUGCGUCUUCGAGGCGACGGCAACCAUCUUGACGUUCGUGCGCAGCAUCCAGGCACUUCGUUUUGGCGGAGGCGCGAUCGCGCUCAAGAGGCACACGCUCGACUACCUCAUCGUCGAGCAGGGUGUGCUGUACUUCGGGCUCGUUUCCGUCUUCACCGUCGGGGCCACCGUGCUGAACUUUAAAGCCGCCGGCGGCUUCACGCAGCGCCUCCUGAACGCAAUCACCCUCCCGCUCUCGGGCAUGCUCACCGCGCGCUUCAUCCUCCGCCUCCGCGCGUACUCGCAGGACCCGCAGCGGCUCGGCGGCGGCUCGAUGCGCACGAACCUGUCGUCCUUCGCCGCGACGACGGCCCCCGCCGCCGACGGAGGGGGGCGGGGCUGGCACGCGAGCCUCGCGGACGAGUUCGGCGAGGACCCGCUCGGGCUCGUCUUCCGCGCGGUGGAGUCGCGGACGACGGACGGCGGCGAACACGGCGACGACGACGUGGAGGCCGGGCGCGCGCUCGAAGGAGGGGAGGGGGAGGGAGAGAAGCAGCAGCGGGACCGGCGCGCCGUGAGGGAGCUGUUGGGGCAGACGCGGAUGGGCCUGGAGCGCGACGCCGGCGGAGAAGAGUUUUGGGACGAGAAGAGGGGCUUAGGGACGACGACGGUGUUCUCGGCGGAGACGGGGACGUACGUCGGUCGGUCGAGCGUCGGGGAUGGUUCCGAGGGCGGUGGUGGGCAUGCUGAUACGCAAGAGGGACUCGCGGGUUCGAGUUCGGGCCGGGACUAG